AUGGCUUACGUAGCACAGGGAUGGUCCCUCAUGAAUCGAGUGGGCAAAGUUACUCUACAUUGUAAAAAAUGCAACACAGUACUGGCCACGAGGGAAACUGUGAUGCUGGCUAAAGUACCCCCCUCCAGUACCCAUUUGGCCGUCCGGGAGGGGAUGGAAGAACAAGUAGAAGCAAAACUUAGUAAGUUUGACAAUGAAAAGGGCGGGAAAAGCACACGGUACUGCCCUUACAUUUUUCGUUGCCGAGAGUGUGACAAACAUGUUGCAAACUUAACAAAGGUAGCAGGGAAACUGCUAAUUUGUUUUAAAAUAGAAAAUAUAGAUAUUUUUCAUAAUGGAAAAAAGAUAACGGCAAAUAAACUGUCAGAAGUGCGCAAGGAGUUGGAAGAAGAGUGUGGAAUUGAAGUUGUCAACGUUACGACGCAUGCGCAAGAGACAGGAAGAAUACAUCAGUCCCGUGGGGAUAGCAAAUCCAUGGUUUAUUGUGACACAAGUGGGUUGAAUCAUACAUCGCGCGAAAUCGAUUCCUUAACGCGUCUAGUCCCGCGAGAUUAUCAGCGGGAGUUGUUCCUUUCUGCCAUGCGCGGUAAUACGCUGGUAUAUCUUCCCACGGGCUCAGGAAAGACCCUGAUUGCAGCCAUGGUGAUGAGUUGCAUGAAGAAGUUGAAUCCAAGCAAAGUUGUGGUAUUCCUUGUCGACCGAGUACCGUUAGCGUACCAACAAAGUGAGAAGAUCAAGUCACAGUUGACAGGUUUGACGGUUGAGACGUUGGUCGGUGAAAUGGAGUCGCCUCAAAAUGGGGGUAUUCAUAAAAGAUUAGCUGAUAACAAGGUUGAUGUGUUAAUCUUAACACACCAGAUUUUUCUAAAUUUUUUAGCCGCGGAGGCCAACCCGCCUGUUCGCCUGUCCGAUGUUUCUGUUCUGGUUUUGGAUGAGGCUCACCACUGCAGCGGGCACCACCCGUACAACAAGAUUAUGGAGUACUACAAAACAACACCAAACCGGUUUAAACCUGUUGUGCUCGGUUUAUCAGCCUCGCCGGCCGGAGAGCUUGAAGUCGAAAAAACCAGAGAGAAGCUAAAAAAGCUCCUUGAGAACUUGGAUUGUAAAAUCGCGAUGCCCAUUGAGUCGGAUUUGUUGUUACAUGUGAAUAUCCCAAACGUGAUUUAUGAAACAUCUGACUGCAAGAACACUGAACAAGUUAUUCUCCAGCUAUGUACUGAAGAUCACAUCGAACAUCUGAUAAAGAGCCACCUCAAAGAUGUACCAGAUCGUCAACGUUUUGAGUUUCCCGUCUUCUCAUCGAAUUUUAGAGGUGCGCUGAGAAAGCUUAUUGAUAGUUACCAUAGUAACAAGAAAUGCUUUAAAGCGCUGACCGUUGCUGAGCAUGCAAUGCACUUGCUCAGUGUUGUUGAGUUUUGCGAAGUUCUCGGUAACCAGUAUGCCGUUGAAAGUCUCAAAGAAUGUGUACACCGCAUUGUUUACGCUAAGUCACCGAAAGAUUGUGCUUUGAAGAAGCUAAUUGGAAGUCAACCUACUUUUCAAGCACUCGUUUAUUUGGCUGACCAAGCAGGCAGGGAUGACCACGCACGUGCAGUUGUCAUGUCGGACAGGUACAAAAUUCUUGAGAAGCACAUAAAGCAGUUCCUAUGCCAAGCUCAGGAAGACCCAACUUCUAGAGGCAUCGUCUUUGUGAGCUUGCGCAAAACGACCUUCAAACUUUGCGAGCAGAUCAGAAAGAUCGCGGAUGUCGCCAAAACAUUAAAUCCUUACCCUUUUGUCGGCCACGGACAAGGAAGCUAUGAUGGAAUGAGGUGGAAAGACGAACAAGAAAAGCUGUUGAAAGAGUUUAAGAAAGGAAUAUGCAAGCUUCUGAUUUGCACGAGUGUUUUGGAGGAAGGACUGGACGUCCCCGAAUGCAACCUGGUCGUUCGCUUUGAGGGUGCAGCAACACUUCGGGCGAUGGUUCAGACCCGCGGGCGCGCGUCCCGUAGGCGUGACAGCAAGUUUGUCGUCAUUUGCAAUGAAAAACAAGAAAGAGAUGCCAGAGAUCUGUGUCUCAAGGAACAGAACAUGGAAGAAGUUAUCAGAUGUUUGAUGGAUGGACCGAGGUGCCAAUCACAAGCAGAUGAAUUUGGAUGCGAAGUAACAAAACCAAAGCUCUUCCUCCCCAGCACAAAGGAUAAUGGUGUGAAUACUUCUCUAGUCAUACGCCACAGCCCUCGUAUAUCUGUCAUGGUGCACAAUAUGGUUGGUGAAGAAUCUCGCGUGAUAGAUUUUCUGAACGACACCUUUGACGUGAUAUCUUCAAAGCCAAUCCAGUCCACUUCAUCGCUCGUUGAUGCACCUAAAAAGAAAACUACAUUACAAGAUAUAGCGUUUGAACUCGAACCAAGCUAUAAUAAAGAAGCCAAGGAGUUUCGCUCAAAGGAAGAGUUUACAUGUCACGUGACAGAAGCGUGGUGCACGUGCCUCACUGACCGUGACGAGGAACCACUUCCAGUUUGGCUUCAGGCCCCGCCAUUAGAAAAACGCCGCAGAUCUAACGAGCCAUUUCAUUGGUUGAAAGGAAAUUCCUUGUGCUUGGGUACUUUUGUGAGUCGAUGCCAUUUUCAGUGUGAGUGGCCUCUGGAGACCUCACUAAAGAAUAUUAAGAUUCAUUUUGAUCACAGCUUUAAAAUGCUGACCUUGCAUUCCUCCAGGCAAUCUUCCAUCGUUCCUGGUCAAGGUGCUGUUGCUAGAGGUCCAUACAAAAUAGAAUUUCGCUACGACGAGAUUGAAGAUUUCAUAAUCGUGGAUUCUGAUAGUAAUGCAGGAAUCAUCAAAAUUUUUCUGACGGCGAGACACCCUCCACGGCUGUAUCGUCUAUUAGAUGGAAUGAAACUCAAACUAGAUGAAGGAAUUGAGAUAGCUGGUCAGCGGUUUCAGUUCUUGGGUUCCUCGAACAGUCAGCUUCGUAACCAUAGUUGUUGGUUUGUAGGGCUCAGUUCUCUACCGGACGACAUUCGUCGCUGGAUGGGAAAAUUCACCAAUAUUAAGUGUGUUGCCUCAUACAUGGCUCGUAUGGGCCAGUGCUUUUCCACCUCCUUAGACGCUGUGGGGUUUGCGACCAGUGAGGAUACCUAUUAUGACGAAGAAGAUGACGUUGAAACAGCUGACCGAGAAUACUGCUUCUCUGACGGAGUCGGAAAGAUAUCCGAAGAGCUGGCCGCAGAGGUUGUCCGAAAAAUUGGUAAAGCAUUCAAACCAUCCGCAUUUCAAGUUCGUUUCGCCGGCUACAAAGGUGUCCUUACGCUAGAUCCCAGACUUCCAGGGAAACAGGCCAUCUUUCGUAGAAGCAUGUUCAAGUUUGAACAUCAGGUCAUCAUGCUUCUAUCUAACCUAGGAGUCCCGGAUGAAGUCUUUAUCAAAUUGCAAAACGACAUGCUGGACAAACUGUCAGGGAUGCUUGUGAAUGAACGUGAUGCUAUUCAGCUAUUGGGAAGUGGAGCCAAAAUGGGCGUGUCCUAUCACAAUAUUUCUAAUGCAGGGAUACCACUGACAACGGAACCAUUCUUUAAAUCGCUGCUGGUCGCCAUGUACCGAAAUCAUAUGCACGAACUACUCGCUCGAGCCCGCAUUCGUUUGCCACCAGCGGAAGCACGCUUGAUGAUGGGUGUAAUGGACGAGUUAAGUGUAUUGAAACCUGGUCAAGUUUUCGUGCAGUACUCUGCGGUUGAAACACGUGAGGAUCGAGAUGACGAGUUUAACAAGAGGGAAAAAAUUGUGCUCAGGGGACCAGUGGUGGUUACUCGGAAUCCAUGUUUACAUCCGGGAGAUGUACGCCAGCUCGAGGCUGUUGACGUACCAGGCCUCUGUCAUCUUGUGGACUGUGUCGUUUUCCCACGUCAAGGCUCGAGGCCACACCCUAACGAGAUGGCAGGCGGCGAUUUGGACGGCGAUCUAUAUUUCGUAUGUUGGCAUAAAGACCUGUUACCAAGGAAAGCAAAUUAUCCGCCAAUGGACUAUCCGUCACUUCCUAAACUGGAGCAGACUGAGCCAAUUACUACUCGCGACAUGACCAAGUUUGUGGUGGAUUACAUCCGGUCCGAUCAGUUAGGCGUUAUUGACAAUGCGCACAAGGCGUUGGCGGACUUUGAGGAAGACGGUGUGCAAUCUCGGGGAUGUCUUUAUCUUGCAGAACUGCACUCUCUAGCUGUUGACGCACCCAAAACGGGGAAGUGGCCGAGUACUCAGGGUAUUGAGGUUAAAAGGCUUCCUGAUUUCAUGAUGAAGAACGAUAAACGAAGUUAUCCCUCUGAAAAGGUUAUAGGAAAGCUCUUCCGGCGCUGUCGGAAGUUUAAAGAUGCUACGUCUGAGAAAUACGAUCAAAAACUUCGUUUGGACAAGUCGUUCCUGUUGCCAGGUAACGACAGUUUCGUUGAAAACGCCAAAGAAGUCUAUUAUUGGUAUCGUGACAAGAUGGAAAGCUUGAUGCGGCUGUACGGCAUCGAAACCGAGGCAGAAAUCAUCACUGGCUGUUUCAUGAAGCUUCGAAAUCGCUUGCGCAAAGAAAAAACGGAAAUUGCCGAGCUCGUCGGCGAAGAACUGUUCGCAAUACGCUUGUACCUCCGUCGGGAAUUCUUUCGUGAAUUCGGCAGCGAUGGACAGUGGUUAAAAGAUGAAGUGCUGAUUUCUGAUGAGAUGCGUUUAAAGGCCUCGGCUUGGUACAGAGUGGCCUACACGCUAGCGGAUGAUCAUGCAAAUGAUUCAGACCCAAGCCACGAGAAGAGGCUAUUCGGUUUUCCUUGGUUUAUCAAUGACGUCAUGCUCGCCAUCAAAACACGAAAAGAUCGACCCAGUCAGCCUCAGGCCUUAGACGUUAGCGCAACCGUGGGUCAGAGCCUCGUAAGGUUGUUUAACGAAGAGAAAGACUGGUUACUUGAGGAGUUCAAAGCUCGAAUAAGUAUAAAGGACGUUAUAUGUGGCCAUCUGCAGGCCGCUGAAUCCACUUCCUCAAUGAGUAUCGUCGGCUCUACUGCCACGCUACUAUUUAACAAGACUUCAGAUCUUGAUCUGUCCUUUUUACCUCAGGAUACACAGGCACGAAGCCAUCGUGCCCUCCCUGAGGUACCACCAGAAGAAAGUAACACUUCAGUUGAGGAACAAGCGAAAGUAUUGGAGUCCCUGAUUCCCAUCUUGAAAGAGGAGACGUCAAAGCAACAAGAAAAAAAAGACGAAAACGUUAAAAAUCUCUUCUGGAAAGUUCGUCUCGUCAACGAAAAGUAUUUCCCGGUCCUCUCAUGCAAGCGGCCAACAGUGAACCUGAUAGAUAGCAGUAAUUGUUCUCCAACCCUUAGCUGUGAUUUUAGUUCAUCCCCAGACUGUCUAACAAUGGCUGCUCUGCUCUCAAGCUAUAUCAAGUCGUAUCCCCAUCUCUUAUUGGUACUCCGUGCUAUACACCGAUGGUGCUGCGUGACAAGGUUGUCACGUAACGCAGCUGGCGCUGGAAACACUUCAAACUUGCUCUCUGCCGUUCUCUUAGCUCAAUGCAUACAAAACAUGCAUUUUAAUGAGGAGCACGUUCUGGAAACGAUAGCACACCAAAUGCACGGUGGCACAAGAGAUGAUAAGCAGUCCAUGGAGUUGGAAAAUGUCAUAAAAUAUCUGGAAGCUUACCAGAACGAUUCCCAAUUCCCUCAGGUAGAGCCCGACAUCACCCAAAUUGGCCAGCUUCUGAUGACUUUUUUUCAAGCACACGACUCGUGUUUUGAAAAAGAGCUCCCGCAAUCACUCGCACGUCUUUUCCGUGCGCGAAAGCUCUCAGAGCGUCUGGAUAAAGAUCAUUUAGUCCUUGUGAAAGAACAGAUGCAACGUGCCUAUCAGCUCCUAGCGUUAUUUGGAGACGCACAGAUCAUGUUAACCAUAAGUGGCUCCGAAGAUUACAACGUAAUUUUUCUUUCGCCGCUUCUUUCCUCGUUCAUAGCGGGCGUUGAGAAAAGUAAAGCUCAAGAAAUAGCGCGGAAGACCGGAGCGAAGAGCGUCAUCAUUCGCCCAAAUUUUCCACGGUCGCGUUCCUCAGCGGUUCUUGAGGUGAAAGGAAGUGAGCCUGCGAUACGAGCAGUGGAGAGGGAGCUGGAAGAGAUGAGUACACUGGCAUCACGUGACAGAAUCUCUCUUAUGAGUGACUGUUUUGUAGAGGACGCAAGUCUGCUUUUGUUUGAAGGAAGUCGAAGUCAAAAUGAUCACGUUUCUCUGACACCAUACGAUGGGCGUUGUCAUCAGACACACGACCAAUUGGCCCAGCAUCUCGCUUUGCUAGAAAACGUCACGAACGAUGGAAUCUACCCUUACCGCUGUUUUACAGAAAAAUUCUUUCAACAACUGCGAUUACUUGAGAGAGAUUUCGAUCCUCAGGUGCAUGGUUGUCGUGAAUUCGCUGUUCACUUUGGACGAAUCUACAUGUUCAGUGUUCCGCAUAUCUUGCUCGAAGAUAGCGAGUCCAUCACUAUUGCAAUGCUAAGAACGAAUAAACGGAAAUCAAGUGUCUUAGUCAGAAGGAACAGCAACAGUCAGGAAGAGUCAGCCCCACUAAGUGUCACUUACGUUGACCAAGAAGAAGAACGCGCUCGGAGAAGGAACAGGCAGGCAAAACGUAAUGUGACAUUUAGUGAAACCAAGAAGAAGCGGAAACGCGGAAAUCCUUCGAGAAGCUCCUUGUUCACGGUUGUUCACUCACCAGACAGAGUGGAGAAUUUUCUUCAUUAUUCCGGAUUCCGGCAAGAUGGAAAUCCCACUGCAAACUACUCAGUGGACAUUUUUGAUGGAUCGGUAGAAUUUUACGUCAGGUUCGAUGAGGUACUCAACUUUGUUGAUGUAAAGCUUCCAAACCUACGCUGGUUUAUGGUGGACGUCAAAAGACCAUAUCAACACCGACCAGAUCACGACGUCGCACAAGAUGGCGAACAGGAAGAUGACAACUUCGUUUUAGACGGCUGGGAGACAGACGUUCGUUUCUUGUUGCAAUCCCGUUAUGCUUUGGCGCCGAGUGACAUCCAGGAUACCAAGUACGCUAAGUACCAGUGUAUACUCGAACCCAGUACAGGUGAGCAGCCAUUUAGUGUUCAGGAAGAGUUGUGGAAAGAUGUGCGACUUGUUCGCCACAACAAGAAGUCUAAAAAGUUCACAUGCGCUUCACGUCAAGGUGGGUUCCUCUCUGGCCUGACAGCAUACCUCAACGAGGUGACAGAAUAUUCCAGACCAUUAGGGCCGGAGAAAGUCGGUGAAUUUAGAGAAAAACACACUCGUUGGGAAAUGUCAUUGGAGGCAAAGCUUCCAGAAGAUUUAGCAGCCAAGGAAACUGUUAAAACGUUCUUAGAGGAAGUAUGGAAGUUCGCAUUUGCUCUAUCCUCAUUCGUAUCGAAGGAAAACUGAAUGAGAUUAAUGUCGGCCAAUUAAGAGGCCUCCACCUGUUGAACAAUUCUUCAUGAGGAAUGUUAGAUUCGCUGAAAUUUUUUUCACGUCACAGAAUAUUACGAUCACUUGAUACCAGCUCCAGUUUCUUAGAUAAAUGGCAUACAACAAAUAAUUUUUUUUGCAAUUUCGAUAGUCAAUUGUUACAUUUUUCGAAACUCAAUCGAUAUAUAUGCGCUCUAAGUACGAUUCUAUAAGAUUAUAAACUAUGUAUAACUGUAUCAAAUUUAGUUAGCAUGCCAGUGAACUCGCUCACCAUUCCGAAAUGAAUCUUUUGUCUGGUCAGUGAAUCAGAUAUUAUAGUAAAUGUCGCACUAGUUUUCUUAAGAGUGUAAUUUUGAGCUUUUUUACGAGAGAAUUCCUAACAAGGAAUAUUCUUUUAACAUCAUGUUUUUAACGACAUUUAAAAGACAUUUCAUUGGAAUCUUUCGGUUCAGUAGCUAAGGUAAAAGUACUGAUUUAGAUAAAUUUUUUCAAACAGCCCUCUUAGUUUUGCUUAAUUUUGUCCAAUCCGGCAGAAAUAAACAUGAGGCUGCUGAAAAACAACCUAUGCGUAAGCUAAAGGCAGCCAUUUUCUAACGCUAUAAAGUGAAAUUCAUGCGCGUGUGGACGAAAAUAAUGUUUUAUGACAAUUUUUGGCUGCUGGAUAUAAUUUUUAU
This is a messenger RNA of Pocillopora verrucosa, 8111 nucleotides long. Lineage: Eukaryota; Metazoa; Cnidaria; Anthozoa; Scleractinia; Pocilloporidae. The record is from RefSeq and is a predicted model, not a curated record.